Staurois parvus is the source of this 447-nucleotide messenger RNA. NCBI's taxonomy places the organism in Eukaryota, Metazoa, Chordata, Amphibia, Anura, Ranidae. The record is from the annotation of a GenBank genome assembly.
AUGAUGGGAGACAAUAUCAUUCUUCUCGCUGUUAUUUCACUGUUUUCUGCGUGUCAGCAAGCGUACUAUGCCAGGCUUGUGGGGAGAUCUAGAAUGAAACACAAGGUCACGCCUCCAGCAGUCACAGGACCUCCAGAAUUUGAGAGGACAUUCCGUGCACAGCAAAACUGCGUAGAGAUCUACCCCAUAUUUCUUGUUCUUCUUUGGACAGCAGGCACAUACUUUUUUCAAGAAGUGGCUGCAGCCUUUGGAUUGCUGUACAUAUUUGCACGACACACCUACUUUAAAGGCUAUGUAGCGUCUGCAAAGGACAGGAUCCCUGGAUUUUAUCUCACCCUGAUAUCUUUAUUCCUGUUACUUCUUGUUGCUCUCCUUGGAAUUACAAAUGGCCUGCUUAAGACUUACCUGGAUGUAAAUGUGAUUAAAAAGAUGAGUCACAUGUUCUAA